AUGGCUGACGAAAAAACGCCGCUUUUAUCCAGUUCGGGUAGUAAUAAACCAGUGGAAAUUGGCUUUGAACCGAAGGGGAGUUCUUCUGGCUCAAGGUAAGUGUAGUGACUGUAGACAGUCAUUAAAUACUAAACAGUUCAAGUAGAGCUCAAGGCACAUCAUAACUGAUGAACACAAAACUAUAAGAAUGGUUAUAAUUUUAAAUAAACUGAACUGUAAGCCGUUACUAUUAUAGUUAUCUCUAUAGUUUGAGAUUCAACCGACUGUACUCGCUAUAUAAAGCUUGUUUGGAUAGGCGUAUGUUAUAACUAUGACAUAUAAAUUUUUAUGACUUAAUAUCCUGUGAGGAAUUGUAUCGAAUAUUGUUUGUAUGACUAGUAUGCUCUGCCAGUGGCAACGAACUAGUUUUUUUUUCAAGUCGUUGGACCCUUCACGGCCUAGUUCAAAGUUCAAGAUGUGUAUGAAUUGUGUAAAUUCCUUAGUAGCAGCCUUUGUAUGAACUGACAUGAAGGCUCGCAUAUGUCAAGUUUCCAGUUUGCACGCAAGUCACGUGGAAAUUAGUGAGUUUACAAGACGGCGACGUCAGGACGCCCGCCAUCAACACAAUGACAUUUUAAUAAAAUCCUAUAGCACAAAAGAAAUGAAUAAUUAAACGUCUAUAACAGGGGUUUUAGGCAUCGUCCAAGCGCUGUUGACGACGGCAAAAUGCAUAUUUUCACAGCUCGUAUAGUAGGCUAUAGCAUUUCAAGUCGUGACAGGUAGUUUUCUUGCACAGAGAUGAUCAAAAUUGCUCUGAAGGUUAAAGCUCUGUUUGACUCUUCCGAAACGGUAUAAAAUUUAUACGAAAGUAAACACAAGACAAGAUUUUCAUACAAUCAUUAUUUCAAACAGUUUGUGGAGCCGUCGUCCUUACAUGCGUACACUCAAGUAAUAGUGAGUGGCUCUUCUGCUCACCACAAAAAUUUUCUGGGCUCACCAAUCCCCAGUGGUUCCAUGGUCCGCUAUAUUUUCCAGUCUUGGGUCCCGUGCGAGGAAACCGACCGUAUGGACACUAAACAUCUGAACGGCCUUAAUAAUGACAUGACACGUUUUUCUUGAUAACACACCCUUUCGAUAAUUACGUCACUUGGCCUAGGAGCCUCGCUCUCAUGAAACGUGAGCCAAUCACCUUGCGUAAUUUACUGAUGAGAGCGAGGCUCCAAGACCAAAAACGUAUGUGUGACGUAAUUAUAGAAAGGGUGUAUUGAUGGUGCGAGCUUAGACAGGGGUGUCCGCAGCAAACGAUGCAAUAGAAUCUCUGUAAUGGUUGAGAUGUGUUUUGCAUACAGCACACAAAAGACAAGAUAGAUGUGUCGGUGACCACGAUUUGGCCAUGACAGGCGUGGAUAAAUGGAAACCAGAGUUUAUUAACAUCUUCCACAAAACCCAGACUGCAAAGAAAAUCCUAAAAUGAAAUGUGUUUCUGUAUUUCUAGUGGGAGGAAAGAUGCACCACAAGUUCCUUUUGGGUCUUUGGUAUGUUACAUUAGUUAAAUCUAUAUAUAUAGCCGAUCUCAUGAUUCAGAUGGAGGAGAGCUGUUCCUGUUCUUGUCUUGAGGCACAAUUUGAGUUUGGCUGCGAAGAGCCCGAGAGUUAGAUAAUUAAGAAUAAACAUGCACCUGUAUUGUACACCCACACGAAUUAGGAACCGGAGUAUCUAACCGCCCCCCCCCCCCCCCAUAACCUUUCUAAUGGUCCGGCCCCUUAGUUUAGUUUACGUUAACGCAGAAUCGAUAACUGCUAUCCUAAAAUUCAUCUCUUUCUCCUAUUUUAGUUCAGAUUCGUAGACAGUACGGACAAAGCGUUGCUGGUCUUAGCAGUGAUGGGCAGUUGCCUUUAUGGAGUAGUUUCACCAGCUCAAUUUAUCGUAUUCGGCUCUCUAACAGACGACUUUGUCGAACACACAUUAUGGAUAUUAAAUAUAACCAAUAGUACGGAGCCCGACUUAGAAGACUCUACGACAACAAUAGCAUAUUGGUAUAUUGGAAUAGCUAUAGCGAAUUUUGGUUUUGCCUGGAUGGGGCUGG
This is a messenger RNA of Paramuricea clavata, 2065 nucleotides long. Lineage: Eukaryota; Metazoa; Cnidaria; Anthozoa; Malacalcyonacea; Plexauridae. The record is from the annotation of a GenBank genome assembly.